Messenger RNA from Ectocarpus siliculosus, 1994 nucleotides. NCBI's taxonomy places the organism in Eukaryota, Phaeophyceae, Ectocarpales, Ectocarpaceae. The record is from the annotation of a GenBank genome assembly.
AUGCAGUUUACUCCACAGCAGAUGGCCGGCGCCCAGCGGUAUGGAUCCCAAACACGCAUCGGGAAUUGGUACGAGGACGAGCGUCUCGCGGAAGGGCGGUUCAAGGCAUUCACGGACAGAAAAGACCGCAAGCUGUUGGCCUCCGACUACCGUAGGAAGAAAAUGGAUACCUGCAUGCAGAAAGUGCCGUUGUCGUACAGUGAGGAUAAAAUCUUGCGGUAUGGCAGCGUCAUCCAGCUUGAGAGCGCUGAGGUCGGCGGUAUCCUAGCGUGCGAUCCUUUCGAGGAAAUCUCUCUCGGCUCUCAGACCUACCUCGCUACGGUCUGCCCAUGCCCUCCACAGUCCCCCUCGCCCGCCCGCAUGGCCUUCAAGGUUGUCGCGGUCAACGACCCGCGGCUUAAGGAUAUGGCGACACAGGUACAGAUGCACAAAGAGAUGAGGGACAAGCUGCCGGACGUCGAAGGGCAGCCGGUUGGGUACGGUGACCUGUUUCACCUCGUCGGCGACCCGGGUCUCCGCGUGUGCGAAUCCGUCAACAUGCGGCGACCACCUCUCUACCUCACCUCGGACCUCAAGACACAGAACCUGUCUUCGAAGGUUUCCAACAAGCAAGCGGUGUUUCUAAGGGCUGGCGCGUCGAGCGGGACCGUGUGGCAGUUUCAGAAGGCCACCCACGGCAAGGACGGGAGGGUGGACAGGAUCUUGGGCGUCGGCUCCCCCGUGUGUGUCGACACCGAGGUCGUCCUCCAACACCGCGACACCCUCAUGGCUCUCAGUUGCGAGAGGGCAAACAUCGAGCCUACCGAUUUUGGGGCGGAGUUCGAGGUCUGCUGCGACAACAGGACAACGAACGGCAAGUGCCUGCAGCUCCUCUCCGAGACUCAAGGGAGGACAACCGCUGCCGCCGCCGCGAAGGCGGAGCUAAGAGCCAACCGCUGGAUGGUGCGCCUGGGGGCACGUGACACGGCCAACGCUGGAGGUGGUGGUUCGGAGGAGGCGGGGGAACGGCGGCUUCCUCCGGAGAUGACGGCGGAGAACCUGCUCAAGAAGGCCCAGCUCGUCAUCCACGGCCGUGUCGCCGGCAUCCAGUGCCUCCGAAACGCGCUCCGUUCCGUGGAUCCGGCCGGAAAUGGCAAGCUCGAUCGCGAGGACGUCAGGUGGUGCCUUCACGACUUUGGGCUGGAGCUGGACGAGGAGCAGAGCGGCAUUCUGUUCGACAAGUACGACAGGGACAACAGCGGCCUCGUCCAGAUUGAAAACUUCCUGUCCGGACUCCGAGUCCCGCUGAGCGACCACCGGAGAAACAUUGUGAAGGAGGCGUUCGGCGGUUUCAAUCCCAACGGGAAUGACAAGGUGGGCCUGGAUGUGUUGCAGCACUGUUUGGACGCCGAGGCAGCUGGGACGGCUCUCACCGGCGGCGUAGCCACACCUCCCUUGGAAACCUUGGAUGCGUUACGCGCGGGGCUGGGGGUAGGUGGGGCAUCGAGGACGGGAAGCGUGAAUCAAGCCGACUUCGAGCGGUAUCAUGAGGACCUGUGUGUCGAUGUGGAGGACAACACACUAUUCGAGGACGUCGUCAAGGCAGCUUGGCAAACAGCAGCAGCAGCGCCGGCGGCGUCUGGAUAGACAAAACUAUUGAGAGCAGCGACGAUGAAGGAUGUCGAGGACAACUUGAUGCUUGGGCAAAUGCGAGGAAAAAACUAUUGAGAGCAGUGACGAUGAAGGAUGUCGAGGACAAUUUGACGCAUGGGCAAACGCGAGGAACAACGUACCGAAAACAAGAACGAUGUGCUGGUGCAGAUAGGCUCACCGAUGUAGAUGAUACUACCAGCCAGGUGGACGGCGGAGCCUAUUGUACGUAACUACAGUCUAGACUACGUGUGGUGUUCUCCUUCGGUCUUGAACUACAGUAUUCUACUGCAAGUAGCUCAGUACCAGGUCAAAGGCCGUAGCUCGCUCUCACGGCACCACCAACAAAAAGUACCGGGGAUCUC